Messenger RNA from Lodderomyces oxycetoniae, 402 nucleotides. RefSeq lists its product as uncharacterized. Lineage: Eukaryota; Fungi; Ascomycota; Pichiomycetes; Serinales; Debaryomycetaceae. The coding region runs from base 1 to 402 and encodes 133 amino acids. The record is from RefSeq and is a predicted model, not a curated record. The transcript has a single exon.
AUGACGUUAACGAAAUACCAAAGAGGCGAUGCUAUAGACGGCUGGAAUGACUGUCCCACUCCGGUAAUGUCAUCGCAAAAUAGUUCACAACAAUCGCUUGGUAAGGAGCUGAUACGACAUAAUCAAGAUCGCGAAGGAAUUUUGAAUCUUUGUGAAUUGGUAUUUAAAAAACCCAUGGAUUUACCAGAGAGAGAAUUGACAUGUUAUAAGUCGAAAUUACAAACCCAGAUUCAAACUAUGAAUGAAGAGCAUUUGGACUUUAUAGAGAGUAUUUUUAAUGAAAUUUUAGAAGCCAAUAUCAAUAAAAAUAAAGUUAGUCAUAGAGUUCUUGAGUACAUGAUGGUUUAUGAAGGUGUAACUAAAUGGUGUGCACCAUUGAAGAAGAUUGUGAACAGUGUUUGA